Messenger RNA from Ipomoea triloba (trilobed morning glory), 595 nucleotides. RefSeq names its product auxin-responsive protein SAUR68-like. The record is from RefSeq and is a predicted model, not a curated record. The transcript has a single exon. NCBI's taxonomy places the organism in Eukaryota, Viridiplantae, Streptophyta, Magnoliopsida, Solanales, Convolvulaceae. Gene Ontology annotation, biological process: response to auxin. Bases 74 to 508 code for a protein of 144 amino acids.
UCUAGCAAAGAUCAAAGGCUUCUAGAGAUCUUGUUCUCUUCCAUUCAAUCUCUCUAUUUUCUAAGUUAACAUCAUGAUCAGUUCCAAGAAGCUCAUCAAACUAGUGAAAAGAUGGCAGAAAUUUGCUGCAAUCCGAAGAAAGAGGAUUUCAUUUCCAAGGCUAAAUGAUGAAGCGGGUAGCUGCAGUACUUCCUCUGCAGUUAACAAGGGCCAUUUUGCAAUCUACACGUCUGAUAACACGCGGUUUGUUGUCCCUCUAUCUUAUCUCGAGAAUGAGAUUAUCAGGCAACUCUUAAACAUGUCUGAAGAGGAAUUUGGACUUCCGAGCAGUGGGCCAAUUACACUACCCUGUGAUGCAGUUUUCAUGAACUACAUCAUUUCACUUCUUAGCCGAGGUUUAUCCAAAGAACUUGAGAAUGCUUUGCUUGUCUCAGUUACUUCACAUCGGUGUUCCUCAGCUUCGCUGCACCAAGAAGGGUGGAGAUAUCAGGAAUUACUAGUUUGCUGAUGUUUUAAUUUCAAUUAUUUUUGUAAAUGUAGAGCUCAUCAGCUUUAGCUCAAAACACAUCUUGUCAAAUGUACAGAAAUUCUACAA